Molecule: messenger RNA, 1473 nt
Organism: Lodderomyces theae
Lineage: Eukaryota; Fungi; Ascomycota; Pichiomycetes; Serinales; Debaryomycetaceae
Product: phosphoinositide binding protein
Exons: 1
Coding region: 1-1473 (490 amino acids)
Biological process (GO): protein lipidation; nucleophagy; protein localization to phagophore assembly site
Cellular component (GO): fungal-type vacuole membrane; cytosol; extrinsic component of membrane
Molecular function (GO): protein binding; phosphatidylinositol-3-phosphate binding; phosphatidylinositol-3,5-bisphosphate binding
Source: RefSeq, a predicted model, not a curated record
AUGAAUGAAUUUCCAGUUACAUACCUCAACUUUAAUCAGGACUUGACAUGCGUUGCACUUGGUUUGAAAUCGGGGUAUAAAAUUGUUAAUGUUGAGCAGAAGUUUGGUCGAUGUUGUUCUUACAAGGACGACUGUAUCAAUAUAAUAGAAAUGCUCUAUACCACAUCGUUGAUAGCAAUAACUCCAUUGGGAAACGAAAUAGGAUCAUCGCCUAGAGAGUUGAAGAUCAAAAAUACAAAGACAAAUAGCACCAUAUGUUCAUUGUUUUUCCCAACUUCAAUACUAAACAUCAAAUUGACCAAUGACUAUCUUGUCGUGGUUUUGGAAUCUCAAUUGUACAUUUACGAAAUCAAGACGAUGAAGUUGCUUCAAACGAUUAAAACCAAUUCCAACCCACAAGGACUCUGCACAGUGUCGUAUGAUUCAAAGCAUUGUUUAUUGGCUUACCCUUCUCCCCCCAGUGCUUCAGAAACACUUUCAAAAAUCCACAAUAACAGUAGUCAUCAAAACAAGACCAGUACCAACAAAUCCCCAGGUAAUACAGUAUCAGAUAAGGGUGAUCUAAUAAUUUUCAACAUAAACAAGUAUCUCCCCAUUAUGGCUAUAAGUGCUCAUAAAAACGAUAUUGCCGCCAUGAGUUUUUCAAGUGAUGGGUCCCUCAUUGCUACCGCAUCAGAUAAGGGGACAAUUGUACGAGUUUUUGAUACAAAUACUGGGGUCAAGUUGUUUCAAUUUCGAAGAGGGUCUUACCCCACAAAAAUUUAUUCUUUGCAAUUUAGCAACGACAACAAGUAUGUCUUAGCAACAAGUUCAAGUCUUACUGUGCAUAUCUUCAGACUAGGCGAGGAAGAAGCAUUGGAGAAUAAACAAAAGAAAAAGAUUAAAACCAUUGAAGAAGAACCAGAAACUGUACGAGAGGGAGAGGGUGUUGAUGAUGAUGAUUCGGAUGAUAUGGAGGACCAUAUGGAUGUGGAUGAGGAGGAUGAGGACUCGGAAAUACCUUCAAAGCAUAGAAAACUCUCCCAGAGCUCUUCCAAUUCAUUCAAUAGUGUCAAUUCUGAAGAUGCCAAUUCUCCAAUUAUUGAUCAAAAUAGGCUCUCAGUUGCUAGAUUGAUUAGACGAUCGUCACAAACGUUGGGCCGCAAAGCAGCACAAAAAAUGGGUGAUUAUUUGCCAUCUCGAUUCUCUUCCAUUUUGGAACCCACGAGGCAUUUUGCUUCCAUCAAAAUUGAUGCAAAAAAUAAAGAUUUGAAGUCGAUUGCAAUGAUUAACAAUGUGAGUACUGCUACCGAUACUAGUGCGACCUUUGGAAAAGAUUCUACGUCACUAAGUCAAGGCGAUGGCAAGGAUUUGGAUCAUCUAUUGCAGGUCAAUGUUGUCACCUCUGAGGGAAUCUUGUACAUAUAUGGAUUAGAUCAAGAGCGUGGAGGUGAUUGUAUAUUGUUACACCAGUACAGUUUGAUAGAGGAGUAG